GGAGAAGAUCAAAAGGGGAAGGCAGAAACGGCAGAACGAACUGAAACCAUACAUACGAGGGCUUCUCCAAUCGGCAGUUGAUUCCUAGUUGAUAGAUGGCUGCCAUGGAGACAGCUGUUGCCUGGGUUCCGAAUUUGGGGGUCCCCUUGGUGUCUCAUCUGGACACCACGGGGCUCUACACGGAAUUCGGCGACGAUCAAGAGGGUGUGGAUGGGCUAUGGGAGAGGGUGAUGGCCGGUUUGGAAGCAAGUGCUGACAUGGAUGAUGUUGAUGAAAAGGACAACGAGAGAGAGGUUGGGGAUGGAGUGGACGCUAUUCGAGGAGAGGAAGGAGAGGCUGACGAUAACGAAGAAAUCGAUCCGACACAAACGGUAUUUGUAAGCCAGUGGAUGGUGGCUGUUCUUAUGGCGCUUGGCAUGGAGAUGAUCAGCGGGACGGAACACCAGGGUACUGUCGGAAGUAUCGUCAAUGCCGCAGGUAUCCGGAUCUUGCGGCUCCCCUCGGAUCCUGCGUAAGUGCAAAAACACCACUUUUUGGAGCAUUCCUGCAGCGGAAGACAUGCUCUUCUCUGUCUUAGCUCGUCUCUUGAGUGUUCUGCUUAAUGCAUGU
This is a messenger RNA of Chara braunii, 609 nucleotides long. Lineage: Eukaryota; Viridiplantae; Streptophyta; Charophyceae; Charales; Characeae. The record is from the annotation of a GenBank genome assembly.